Molecule: messenger RNA, 7887 nt
Organism: Aquila chrysaetos chrysaetos
Lineage: Eukaryota; Metazoa; Chordata; Aves; Accipitriformes; Accipitridae
Product: translocating chain-associated membrane protein 1-like 1
Exons: 11
Coding region: 1772-2794 (340 amino acids)
Biological process (GO): SRP-dependent cotranslational protein targeting to membrane, translocation; protein insertion into ER membrane
Cellular component (GO): endoplasmic reticulum membrane
Source: RefSeq, a predicted model, not a curated record
GAUGUGUGUAGGGAGAUUCACUCUGAUUAUAACAUACUGAAAAGUGGCAGUUAAAUUUUAGUGUGUUAACUGUUAUUUUCUUUCUUCUUCCUUAUCUGAGAAUAUUUAUAGUCUUUUAUGUGCCCAAUCCUACUCCUUUUCUUGACAACAGAGUGGGCCUUGUCUUCUAAAGAAACCUUUCUUUUAGUCUUUAUGGUUCUCUUUAAGCUUCUAGUAUCAUCUUGGAGUGUUUUGUAUGAUUUCUUUCUUUCUAGAACAAUUUACAUCAUCUUUGUAUCUGUGGCUAUCUUACCACAGAAUACCACCUAAUGGGGCUCCCAUACUUCCAGCAGAGUGAAAUGCUUGUAGUAUUACAUUGUAUGCUUCACGGACAAACAGAAAACCUAACUUGCUGGGCUCUAGCAAAGAUUCUUGCCACACUCUUCUCCCAAAGAACACAAAAAUAAGCACUUAUUCUCAGGAAAACUCCCUAAUGAAGGGGUCUGCUUGAAGCUACAUGGUGCUGCCUGAAUGCCCUUCUACAAGGGAGACUGUUGCUGUGGGUCCUGAGUGAUGACUUACUGAAAGCAAGCAUGUUUGUUUUAGUUAGGUGCUGAUGACUUCCAUACUUACGUAACUGUAUAUUUUUCCCUGUCUCUCCAGGAGCAGUUGGCAAUGAAUUUUUCGCACUCUCAUUCCAUGAACGCUUUAAGUUGGUAUUGAUGCUCUGGCUGCUUGUUCUCCCCAUCAAGGACACAAAAGAACUUCUGUAGCUGAGCAGUGCAGCAUAUUAGGAAAUAUAUCUGUGUUAAGAUUAAUAGGGUUUUCUCCUCCUUCCUGUUUUGCUGGAUCAGUUUUAACUUGUAUAAUUUUCCUGUCCAAUUCACCACACCACUGCUUUUGAUGGCACAAGUGUAGGACAGAGACAAGAAGUAACUAGUAGUAAAGAGAAAGGCAGGAUUGCUCCUUUUGAUGUUAGUGCUGGCUUACAAAAGGUUAAAUUAUUUGUAGAAUUGCAGUGUCUGAAAGUCGAUUUUGUAUGCCAGAAAAAUUGGUACUUUCAUUUUCCUUAAUGAGACUUCCUCUUAAAAGCACUCCAGUAUUAUGACUCCUCUACUGCUUAAUUUCACAGGUGCACUGCCAGUGUACUUAAGUGAUUUCCCUUCUCCCUUUUCUUGCUACAGAGGAUCUUCUUUUGCAUUGUUGUGCCUCUUGCUUACUUUGUAGCUGGAUAAAUUAGUGCUUGUUUUAUAUAGCUCCAAAUGUUGUUAGUUACACUUUCAGAAAUUAGAUGGUGUGACAUCUGAGGAAAAUAGCUUUCGGUUUUUUAGUUUAUAUUUAUUUGUUUUAAGUCAUAUCUAUGAAGAUCAGUUUAAGAGAAAGCGCAAAAGAUACAAGACUGUAUUGUUACAUCAGUUUUCAGAUUAUGCCUGUUGUACUUGUCUGAUUUAUGAACUAGAUAACUGAGUGCUUAUAAACAUAAUAAAUGUAUUUGCUAUUGGCAGUGUAGGAUGUAAUUCCAUAUUGCAUUUUUUCUGCAACAAAGAAACCAGUUUUGUUGUUUUUUUUUUUUUUUUUCCCUUCCUCUUAUAUCCCUGUGUUAUAGCUUACCACUCUUUCAGUUACAUCAGCAUAACUGUUUGGUUUUGAAGUUGUGCAAACCAGAUGAUGAAAUGUUUUCAACUGAACUAAGCAAACAUAUUUACCUCUUACCACUCAGCUGUAGGGUCAUACAGUAAUCCACAUUAUAAACAGUUCCAUUGUUACAGCUAAGGGCUAAAUAUACUGCAACAUGGGAAUGGGAAGGCAUUUUGAAGAGGCCCCAGCCAAGAGCACCAUCAUCUUUAUUGCUGUGCAGUACAAUGUCACCUAUACCAUUGAUGACAACAGUGAGCAGUUUCAUUUUUAUGACUAUGGUCCAAAAGACUUUGCCACAAUCUUCUUCUACAUGCUUGUAGCUAUUUAUCUGCAUGCUGUAAUCCAGGAGUACAUAUUAGAUAAAAUUAAUAGACGUCUGCAUUUGUCAAAAACAAAGCACAGCAAAUUCAAUGAAUCAGGACAGCUAGCAUUUUUCUACUUGUUUUCAUUUAUAUGGGGAGCAAGUAUUUUGAAUGCAGAAGAAUUCAUGAUGAACCCAACCUCACUCUGGAAAGAUUAUCCCCAUUCUCGUAUGCUUUUUCAGGUAAAAUUCUUCUAUAUUUGCCAGAUAGCCUAUUGGCUUCACGCACUCUUGGAGCUAUACUUCCAAAGGAUCCAAAAGGAAGAUAUUCCCAGGCAGCUAUGUUAUAUUUGCCUUUACAUUGCUCAUAUCUCUGGUGCCUAUAUAUUAAAUUUGCAGCGUUUGGGGCUAAUUCUGAUGGUACCUCACUAUUUAGUGGAACUCAUUUUUCACGCCUCACGUCUCUUCUACUUCAGUGAUGAAAACAAGCAAAAAGGAUUUACCAUUUGGGCUCUACUUUUCGUAAUGGUGCGUCUUUUGACCCUAACUUUAUCUGUCCUCACAUUUGGAUUUGGUCUGGCAAGAGCAGAGGAUCCAGGUUUUUCCAUAGCAGAUGGAAACUUCAAUGUACUUCCUGUGAGGAUUGGCUGCCUGGGUGCUGUUUGUCUAACACAGGCCUGGAUGAUGUGGAAAUUUAUAAAUUUUCAGCUGAAGAAAUGGAGAGAGCAUGUUAACAACCAGAUUCCAAAGAAAAAAAUAACUAAUACGAAGAACAAACGAACGAAAAAGGAACCAAACAGAGCUACCUUUGUCAAUGGAGCAGCAAAAUCAGAAUGUGGAGCAUCACCAAGAAUAAGAAAAUCAAAACCAGUAUGAGAAUACAAGCUAGUGUCAGAAGACAACAUUUGACAGAAGACUGUGACUUAAAAAACGGACACUGCAAAGCUAUUAUUUGGAUGUCUUAUUAUUUCAAUAGACACUAUCAGGUUAUGUUUUUAAAGUAUUUUUGUUAAUGACCCUACAUUUAUGACAAGAUUGUCUUUGAUCUACCUUAACCCAGUAGCCAUCUUAACUUUAAUAACAAAAACACAUUAAUUGGUUUGAACUUCGGGUUCUGUGAUCAGAAGUUAUUACAUUUCUGUAAUAUUUGCAUUACAGAUGCUUCAGAAGGCUAAGUUAUCUGUCUAUUCAUUUGUGUUUACAAAAUCAAAAUUCUGCACCAAAAAGAUCUUACCAUGUCUGUGUGUUUCCCCCACUCUUCCCUCCCCAAGACUUUUUUAUUUAUUCAUCUUACAUGGAGUAAGAGGUAUAUCUGAAGUAGCCUGGUAAAAAAGCAAAAAUUGUUCUGUACCUGAUUUCUCUUUAAAAAUUACAGAUUUAGAGAGAGGGCAAAUUCUGACAGGACAUCACUAGUCAUCUUUCAAUAUAAAGGUGAGACUAAUGUUUAGUAAAGAUGCAAAUUGUGUGCCUUGGGAAAAACGCUAGACUGCCUGUUGGAUUUUGCAGUGGAUUGUACUGUCUUGGAUGGGGCAAGGGGAAUAAAAAUAGCUGAUUAAUGUGUUAUAGUCUUAGCCCUUGUGAAAUAAAAGACAAAACUUCCAGAUAUUUCUAAAAAGUCAGUAUUUCAUGCUUGCAGUCACGUGCCAGACUUUCUUUUUUUCCUCAACUGUUUUUUUUCCUUUGAUUUGUAACUGGCAAGUCUUAAACUUCUGACUCUACUCAGAAGGUGUUCAAGGGAGGUGCUCAAACAAUACUGCAAUGAAUGUUUCACCAAGCAUAACCCUUUGUCUUUCUUUCUUGACCUGUAGGUAAUGAUUUAUUUUAGUCUGACUCAAGGGUUUUAUGUCCAUGAAGGUAUUAAUUUGCUCCUUAUGUGAACACUUUAUCUGGAUAUGAUUUUAAUAUUAAUAUGAUUAUAUUAUAAAAAGAUUAAUGGUAUUUUUGUAAGUAACUCUCAUAGAUCUGAGGCUGGUAUCUCAAUGUUGGAUAAGUUCCAUUAACUCACUUUCUUAUUUACCAUAACUUUCUCUCUGCAAAUAGAUUGUAGGAAUAUUACAUUACUUCACUUAAGCCUGUGAAUUUCUACUGAAAAUGUUUACCAUGGAACUAGAAUACAUUUGCUAAUAUUUUUAAUAAACUUUUAAAAUAAUGAAUGCCUUGUUCAAUAGAAGUAUCAUCUUCUGAGCAGUUUUGGUGAGAUUUGCUUAGCCUUCAAGUAUUUCUUGGCAUGCUGCUCACAAGAUAAGGUUUUCUUUGAUGUAUACUGCAACUGUAAGCUUAUAGUCUCUGUAGAUUUCAAUUUGUGCACACCUAAUUUACCAGGCUUUCAAAAGUGAAUCCAGACAGUGGUUUAGGUGCUAGUAUCCACUUCUAGGCACAUAAAACUAGACAAUUUUGAACUUUAAAGAUUUUUUUUUUCUUUCAGUAUUAUCAGAAAGUAUGUUCCUAAUACUGCCACUUGAAUAAACUGAUUACACUCUUAAAUGUUCUUAUUGCAUGACACUCAUGAUGGCCAUUUCAAAGAAGCUUGAAUUUUUUCUUUAAAGAUAGUUUAUUUAAAUUAUUGUUUUAGAAAUACAAAUACAAUGCAAGUAUAUUUAUAGCUACUAUUGUAUUCCAUGUACACAUAUAUUUGAUGUAAGAAUCUCCUCCUUACAGCAUGAUUGAUUUUUUUUUUUUAAAUUAAAAAUCACUGUCUAUAUAUUAAAUAUUUGGAUACAUACAGUAACACAAAAUGCAUUAAAUGAAUUCUAGGCUUCUUAUUGUGAAGGUGUUUCAAAAAACUGUUUGCAACAAAAAGUCUGUUUUAAUUUAUAUAAAGCACUGGUCUUGCAAAUUUCACAGUGAAAUUACAGAUAUAAAGAUAGUUCCAUUGAAUUUAGAAAUAAAGAAAAUGAGCAGGUUGGUGUAACAACUAGUUCAUUAACAAAAAAAAGCAAGUGUAUAUGCUUUUAGAAGUAAACUGAAUUAAGGCAGUGAUUCUUACGAUUUUUGUUUGUUUUUCAUUGGCUUGCUAAUGGAGAAUAUGUGAAAGCUGAAAUGUGAAGUGGUGGUUAAAUCAGAUGAAGAUGAUUCGUUUUUCUUUAAAUGUCUUUUUUUCUGGCUGAGUGGGAAUGAGGAAUCAGAACAGUAGAACUCAAGUGAAAAAGGAGUACUUAGAUGUAUUUUAAGCAACUUCUUUCUUUUUUAAAUUUACAAGACUAAGACAUUUCUGAGCUUCUCUCGGCAAUUACUUUUAAGAAUCCUUUUAUACUGUUUAAUUGAAAAUUUGUUGGUUUGUUCCAUGGUUAGAAAACACUGCCACAUUCAGGGUUUGUUCUAUGUGUUAAGCGCAAUAUUUUGUAGGGAAGGUAUGAGACGUAGGUAAUCAACUAUGAAUUCCCAAGUGCUUGACAAUUUCUUUUGAAUUGCAGCUUUCAAAAACAUUGCCAAAAAUGUUGCCAAAAAUGUCUAAUGUCUUUGAAAUUGCUUAUCUUUAACCAAAUACUUAAACCAAUUCCAAACCCCUUGUGUCAUAGCAAGUUCUGAGGUAAAUCCAGGCAUCUUGUUAUGGAGUCAAUAAACCAAAAGGCACAGUAGAAUUUUCAUACAGAAGUGCUUAGCUGAAUGAGACCUAAUUAAAGCCAAAUCUAAGCCAAAGGUAACGAGAGUACUGCAAAGUCAUGUUUAUGUCACAGAGUAUCUUCAAAAGUCUUAGAAACACAGGUGCUAAGUGCCAUGAAACAGGCAAGUCAGCCUAUGCUUGAGGUCUAGGAUAAAGACUGCAGCAUGUUAGGGUUGUGUUUGGUGGGGUUUGUGUUGUGGAUUGUUGUUGGUUGGUUAGGAUUUUUUCUUUUUUUGAUAUUUAAAUAUAGCUUAGUUUUUUUGAGAACUAAGCUGAUUGUAUUUUAAACUUUUUUUCAAUAUUAUGAAUGUCACACAGAGUAACAAUCAAAUUAGACACCGAUUUCUUCCUGUUUCAACCACAUAGACUUUGCUGAACUUGCAUAAAAUCUGUCAGCGCAGAUGUUGAGGCAUGUUCCCUAGUAAUGUAAUGUUGUAAUGAAUGAUCCUAUUAAGCUCUUUUUACAUUAGUUUAAGAUUUUAAUUUAUGUAUAUCGUAAGACUUUCAGAGCAACUGUAUGUUGUAUCUUGUCACAAUCGAAUUGUUAAUUCUUAUGUCAGAGGUCCUUUGCAAGUAGUCAUAUGCACAUCAAAAUAUAAAAUAUUACUGUGCAUCUGCUUUCUUGGGAAACCAAAAUUAGGUCCUCUUACUUUUAACCUUCCUUUUCUCUUAGUGAGUAUGUAAGAGUUGUUUUAUCUCCUGAAUAUUCUUUUAAAGGUAGGAGGAAGGGCAUCUUUUAGGCAGUGCAGAAAAGCUUACGUUACAAAUCUGUACCUCUGUUCUUGAACUGUGUAAUACGAAUGAACAGAUUGUCUUGGGUUUUAAAAGCAGAGUAACAGGAAAUGUUUAGCUGAUAUAUUUUACGUUCUCCUCUUACUGAGGUUUUGAGUUGGCCACAUGAAGUGGAAUAGAGUGGAGGCUGUAUGGUGGCAUAGCAAUGUGGACAAUAGUGUUGCUCUUGCCUGCUCCUGUUCAAGUCUACUAAAAACUGAAAUCAUUCAGAGUAGGUUCUAAAAAUGCAGGAUGUUGUCUGGGAGCUGGAGUUUUAAGCAAGUUCUGAAAAAUGCUAGAAUUUCUAAAUGCUCAGUCUCGUUGAAUGCUGUGUAACUCUGUAAAUAAUUAGUUUCAUUAUUUUUUUGAUAAAAUUAAUUUGGAUGGAGGAGGCAAUAUUUCAUCUAUAUUUGUUUCUUAAUAUUAAAAUGGGCUGCUGCAUCUACUUAAAUUGAAAAGCAUGUAUGUACUGCCUUUCUUAAACCAUCUGAAUAUUGACUUUUACCACAAAAAAUGUCUAGUGGUUGAAGACAUGGGUAAAACAACACUGAUAUUGUAAACUAUGAAAUUUUAGAUGCUUAGCUUUAAGUCUCAGUAGCUGGAACUGAGCUCAUUAAUUUAAUGAUUGUGAGCAAGAGAGAAAUGUUUGCAAACUAAUAUUUUUGUAACAUUUAUUUGUUACAAUUAUCCCCUAAAAUUCUCAUAUUCAGUUACUCUUUCAGUGAAACCAGCAAUGUACUCCAGACUACAUUGACCAAUGUGUGACUGUCUGAUUGUAACAAAUAUACUGGUUUGUUUUUAAUUCCCCUUAAGAUGUAUUUUCUUUUCAGUUAAUCAACUUGUCUGUCUUUUUUCUGGUUAAACAAUUAGUGUUGAAAUGUGUUGUUUUUUAAAAAUGCAUUAUGAAAAAUGAAUUCACAUAAAUAUAAUUUAAUGAUUGUAUAAGCUAAAAUUAUGGUUUAGUGAAAGGUUGCUGAAAAUAUCAUAAAUUAUUUUGCAGAGACACUAGUUUUACAUGUUUUUGUUUUACACCAUGUUUUACAUGAGGAUUUGUUGAUUGUUUAAUGAUAAUCAAUAAUCCAUAGCAUGAGCCAUGUUUUCAGCAUAUGUAAGGAUCUGAUUAUUCACUUCAUAAAAUAUUGCUAAAGAAAACUUUUUCCAUUUAAAAAAAUAUAAAUUGUUCUCUAAUGAUGUAUUUCUGAUGUAUCUCAUCUUACUCUAUAAUUCUGUUUAAUUUCCUUUGUUGCCAUUAAAUAACCUGUUUUAUUACUAUGCUAAACAAGUUACUCUUGAUAGUCUGGUCAUUUAGGCAGAUUAGCCCCACAAACUGGAUUGGUAGUCUAGGAAUAAGGUAUGUAUGUACUUUGGUUUUAUUUAAAAAAAAUAAAAAUCAAAAUAUACUCCAGUUUUCAGUGCUUUUACCCAUUUCCUAUCAGUGUUGGUUUUCUUUGCUUCUUAUUCAAUGCCAGAACAACUUUUCUCUUCAGUCCCUGUGGUGUCUAUAUGGUAAUUUCAGGGUCUUUUGUACACCAGAUAUUCUUCUUGGCUCCAGUCAAACAGUCUAUCACUACUGCAAACUAUUAGUUAGUGUACA